This is a messenger RNA of Serinus canaria (Common canary), 1410 nucleotides long. It is a transcript of the gene CENPP, whose product is annotated as centromere protein P. Gene Ontology annotation, biological process: CENP-A containing chromatin assembly. The coding region runs from base 313 to 1176 and encodes 287 amino acids. The transcript has 9 exons. Lineage: Eukaryota; Metazoa; Chordata; Aves; Passeriformes; Fringillidae. Gene Ontology annotation, cellular component: nucleus; chromosome, centromeric region. The record is from RefSeq and is a predicted model, not a curated record.
CGGCUCCCAACUGCGCUGCUCGGCCACCCGUUCCGCCCCUGGGGUACCUCUGUCACUUGCGAGCCUCGGCGCGGGUCAGCUCCGGCUCCUCGGACGUGUCGCGGUUUUAGCAUCGCCCUGCGAGGACUGAAGGGUCUCUGCAGGGAAGCAGCAGGCACGGAACGCGCCCGUUCGGUUCUCACAAACGCUCCAAAGCGCUUCCCAGCUCCUCCUGUGGCAGCAUAGAGUCAAGUACUCGGAGCUGUAAGCAGGCAGGAAACUGAUUGUUCCUGAGAAAAAUCCUUAUUUUGUUAUAUGCAGUGAUUCUGAGAAAUGGACGAGGGUGGUUUUCAAGCUUAUGAAAAUGAAAUCCAGGCACUGGAAGAAGAAAUUAGGCUGCUGACAGAAAAGUAUGAAGAUAUGCGACAAGAAUCCACCUUCUUUUCUGAUGAGGAGAUACUGAAGUCAAUAAAAUCAUUCCAAAGAGAAACUCAGGGAGACACCAAGGGACAUGAAUCUCCAUCAGACCUGAAAGCUCAGCUUGAAAGUCUAGAAACAGAUCUCUCAUUUUUAAUGGAAUUUACUGGUUUUCAUUUCACAAGUCAUUCUAAGAAAACGGUGGAAAAAACUCAAAACAGGACGGUGCAGAAGCACAGAUUAUCAGGGAAGUGUCACUCCCUGUCUUUUCAACUGGAAUUCCAACUUCUUGAAAUGCAGAACGAUGAGAAAAUAUCUUCUGUUGUUAGUGAUCUCAGCAUUGUAAUGGAAUCCAGAGAAGAUUCAAAUGUGAGCAAGUUUGUGUCACGCACUGAAGAACAUGGAGAUCUUCUAACAUUUUUCAGAAGCCUUUCAACCUAUGCUGAGUGGUAUGAGCAUCGUAAACACACUUUCCUGCAUUUCAAGGCCAAGUAUCCUGACAUUGUGUCCCUUCCAGAAGGACUGCUGGGAGAUUUCAUAAUUCUAAGGAACCCCAAAGUUUCUGGGUUUGAAUUGGUGAUCGUCUGGAAGAUCCAACUUGAUGAAGAAGGGACCACUACACCUGUCCUGGACCUGCUGCCCAAAGUACCAGAGCAAGUCCUGGAGCAGAGGAUGAGGAGUGUGGAGAGCAUCCCUGGCAGCUUCCGCAGCGCGCUCCGGCUCUUCGGCAUCGAGGCAGCCAUCGAGAACCUGAUCAAAGUGCUGGGCUCAGGAAAAUGAAUGCCAGCAUUACUUACACCAGGUAGCAAUUUCAAAAGUAGUUUUAAUUAAGAUAUUGUGUUACACAGUCUGUAAUUUUAUUGAAUAUAAACAUUAAGUUAUUUUCCAUUUAGAAACCAUACUCAUAAAACAUGCUAUCUGUACAAUUAUGGCACGUUAUAUAUAAAUUGUCAUGACAUGAAAAUAAAUACAGCCAUUUAAAUACAAAAAUGCCAAAUAAAAUAGUUACAUGUA